This is a messenger RNA of Brenthis ino (lesser marbled fritillary), 1008 nucleotides long. Lineage: Eukaryota; Metazoa; Arthropoda; Insecta; Lepidoptera; Nymphalidae. The record is from the annotation of a GenBank genome assembly.
AUGCUACUGUGCCCCGCCUAUCGCAGCCAGGCAAAAUUGCUUGAGAACUCUCAUGCAUGGCUCGGAGCCUCCACAUCUUCGAUUGCAGCAGAUAGCUACCAGUACCAGUUGCAAUCCAUGUGGCAGAAAUGCUGGAACACCAAUCAGAGUCUCGUGCACAACCUAAGAUUCCGCGAGCGCGGACCUCUCAAAUCGUGGCGCCCUGAAACCAUGGCCGAGGCUAUAUUCUCCGUCUUGAAGGAGGGCCUGUCCCUUUCACAAGCUGCAAGAAAAUAUGACAUACCGUAUCCAACUUUCGUGCUUUAUGCGAACCGAGUCCACAAUAUGCUGGGACCUAGCAGUGACGGCGGUGCAGAUUUGAGACCAAAAGGUCGCGGACGGCCGCAACGCAUCCUGCUGGGCGUAUGGCCUGACGAGCACAUCCGCGGGGUCAUCCGCGCCGUCGUCUUCCGCGACUCGCACACGACGCACGCCGCCCACCACAUCAAGGAGGAAGUGCUCCCCGUCUAUCCCCCCAUCACGGACGGUAUGAGCGUGCAGAACGCGUACCCGGUGGCGUGCGGCAACGGGCGCGAGGGCGGCGUAUCGCCCAAUGCGGCAGCCGCGGCCGCGGUGGCCGCCGUGGCGCACGGGCUGCGGCGUCAGAUGUGCAACAUGGUGGUGGCCGCCCAGCGCCCGCCCGACCACCCGCCGCACCUGGGCCUGCCGCCGCUGCCGCUGCAGUCUCCACGCCUGCCCUCGCCGCUCUCGGCCGGCCUCGAGUCCCCUCUCUGCUCACCGCCGCCCCCCGGACUCGCCCUGGAGCCGCCCAAGCCCGCCGACCCCUUCCGACCCUUCGCUUCGCCUCGACCCGACAGCCGCUAUGGAGAACGCGACGUCGUCGCCGAAAUAACCGAGAUGGGCCCGCCUAAGACACCGGUAUCGAUCGCCAAGAACGGCAAGGAUUUGACGACACCUCUCCCCGUGAAGAUGGAGCCGCCCCCGGCGGAGGCCCGGGCGGAGAACAUC